This is a messenger RNA of Exophiala spinifera, 918 nucleotides long. RefSeq lists its product as uncharacterized. Gene Ontology annotation, molecular function: oxidoreductase activity, acting on NAD(P)H, oxygen as acceptor. Gene Ontology annotation, cellular component: intracellular anatomical structure. NCBI's taxonomy places the organism in Eukaryota, Fungi, Ascomycota, Eurotiomycetes, Chaetothyriales, Herpotrichiellaceae. The transcript has 3 exons. The record is from RefSeq and is a predicted model, not a curated record. The coding region runs from base 1 to 918 and encodes 305 amino acids.
AUGUUAUCCCCAAGACGUAUCAUACCGAUCGCGCAGAACCUGACAAAAGUUCACCAUGCUACUUCGCAGUUUGCUAGAAUAUCCACCACUUCAGGGCGACGAACCGAGCUUCGCGAUGGAGAUCUGAACAGCGUGCGGCCCAUGUUUGACCUCAAAGGUCGCAAUUACAUCGUGACGGGAGGGGGACGCGGGAUAGGAUAUGCGAUCACUCGUGCCAUCGCAGAGAUGGGAGGCAAUGUAGCUGUCCUGGAUGUUCUGCCGUCUCCUGUCGAAGAUUUUGGCACUUUGGAGGGUGACUUUGGCGUCAAAUCCAGAUACAUCCAUGCCGAUGUCACAAGCGGCGAGAGUUUGACAAAGGCAUUCGACCGGACAGUUUCGGAAUUUGGAAGUCUCGAAGGCUGUGUGACGGCCGCUGGCAUAUGCAUUGACAAACCCUUCGGAGAGUGGUCGUGGGACGAGGUCCGCAAAAUCAUGGACAUCAACGUUACUGGUACAUUCUUCGCAGCUCAAAUGGCUGCUAAACAGAUGGAGAAGCAAGGGACCGGUGGAAGCCUGCUACUUAUAGCUUCUGUAUGCGCGCACUGCGCCAUCCCUGGGCAGCUACUGUCCGCAUACUACGCCUCCAAAGGUGCGGUGAGGAUGCUCAAUACGGCCUUGAGCGUCGAGUUGGCUCCACAGGGCAUCCGCUGCAAUGCAAUCUCACCCGGCUUCAUCGACACCGAUAUGAGCAAGACCCUGCGGGAACAACGUCCGCAUUUGGUGGACAUUAUGCACUCGUCACCACCGUUGAAAAGGAUCGGCAACCGCAAUGACCUUCUCGGGGCCGCCAUAUAUUUGCUGAGUGACGCCUCUUCGUACACCACGGGUGCUGACAUCACAGUGACGGGAGGAUUGCAUGCUGGCAGAAUAUUCACUUGA